UUCCCUCUCGGAGGGAGUGGGAGAGCGGUGAGUGAGCAACUACACACGCAAAUAGGGUAUACGGCAGAUUCUUUCUUCAGGGCACCUCAGCAAUGUGUGUCCUGCACUUGACGAGCAUUGCUCGUCCUUUGUGUACUAUCCCAGCGAUGUUGAAUUGUUCUCGGGCGGAACAUUGCCGCACUGUGCCGUUAUGAAAGGACGUCGGAGCUCUGGUGGGAGACGAGCAAAAACUUUGAGCAGAAACUCUGCUCGGGGUGGGCGGUUUGCAGCACUUCGCUGGAUUCUGCUGUGAGCGCUCAAGAUGAUACUGAGGAAACCUGCAACGUUCUACUUCGUGCUCAUCGCCGUCACAACUCCGUUUUUCACCAUCUUCCUUAUGAUGCACAAGCCAGACUUGUCAGAAGAAGUGGCGCUGGUGCAGAAGCUCGCCGAGCUGCAGGAGCGUCUGCGGCACGCCGAGAUGAUGAACCAGCAGCGAUGGCAGGACAUGGUGGCCCUACAGCGAGUGGUGCUUAACAACGAGACUUCCAUUCUCGACCUGCAACUGCCCAGCAUCUUCCACUUCCUGCCUCACCUGGCAAGUGACCCGGAGGCCUUUCGUCCCGCACUCAAGGUGUCCGCUGGGCGAACUGCCGCUAGCAUGGUACUAGGCAUACCGACAGUGAAGCGUGAAGUCCAGAGCUACCUGAUGGCGACGUUACAUAACCUCAUUGAGAACAUGACUCCUCAGGAGAGGAACACUUGCCUCAUCGUGGUCUUCAUCGCGGAGGUAGAUAAGGAGUUUGUCACAAAACAAGCAACAGAAAUUCAAGAAGAGUUUACAGAAUAUGUGGAAUCUGGCCUCCUCGAAGUGAUAUCGCCUCCAGCAUCAUUUUAUCCUGACAUGGACAAGCUGAAGCAAACACUUGGGGACCCAUUGGAGCGUGUCAAGUGGCGAACCAAGCAGACGCUAGACUUUGCCUACCUCAUGAUGUAUGCCCAGGGAAAAGGAACGUUCUAUGUACAGCUAGAAGAUGACAUCCUUAGUAAGCCGGGAUACAUUCGGAAGAUGAGCGAGUACGCGUACAAGCAAGUUAGCCUUAAAAAGGACUGGCUCAUCCUGGAUUUCUGUCAGCUAGGAUUUAUAGGAAAAAUGUUUAAAUGUGUGGACCUGUCAAAGUUCAUUGUGUUCUUCCUAAUAUUUCACAAUGACAAGCCAGUCGACUGGUUGUUGGACCACAUGGUGCAAACAAAGGUGUGCCGGUUUGACAAGGAUAUUAAAGACUGUAAAAAGAGAAAGGACCAAGUGUGGAUCCACUACAAGCCAUCACUCUUCCAACAUGUGGGCACCCAUUCUUCGCUAAAGGGCAAAGUGCAGAAGCUCAAGGACCAUCAGUUCGGCAAAUUGUCUCUCUUUGUGGUUCACCACAAUCCACCCGCCGAAGUGAGCACCACGCUUAAGGUGUACAAGGCGUACAACAUCGUUCGAGCGUACAAAGGGGACAAUUUCUUUUGGAGCCUUUUGCCGCAGAAGGGAGACAAUGUCACCUUCCGCUUCACUCCCCCUAUAAGAAUUGAAAGAUUCCUUUUCCGAAGUGGGAACCCAGAGCAUCCGGAGGACCGGUUCUACAACACAACGGUGGAAGUACAGCUGGAUUACGAGCCAGUUCCACUCCCACUCCCUAGAACUGCAGAUGGCUUUUAUGUAGUUGGUUCCUUCAAGGACACGACGGGUCUAGCAGCUUCUGAAGUACCGCCAGAGACAGGUCUCAUCCGUACCAUGAGGUUGAACGUGCAGGCUGAUGCUACUCGUUGGGCCAUACUUAGUGAGAUCCACAUCAAAGAAUAUCCUUCCAAUUCUACGCAUCGAUAGCAGUAAUUUUUCUAGUGUGUAAAGGUAUGUCAACAUCAUCAUGAAGUAGCUGCCCUUCCAAGGACCCAAUGUGCAAUACACGCCGCGGAAGAUGGUUUGAGCCGACUGGACGAAAAGCACCGACCGGACCUCAGUGAUGCAGUGUGAAGGUGUCAUCUACCACGGACAAUAUUAAGCAUACACUGAAGGAACGUGUGCAAGGCUGAGCAAAGCCAGUGUGACCAAGUGUGUUCAUUAAGUGUGUGAGUUAAGUUUGUGGACAUCAUUAUUGUUAGAUGCAGAUCAAGAGGGACACGUGUUGAAAGCAACAGUUGACCGGUGAUAAUGACGUGGUCUCGUGGAAGCUUGGAGAGUGAACAAAGGUUAUUUGCUUGCCAGAAAGUGGCACUUUCCUCCACAUCACCAUCACCAUCAACAACGUCUCGCAAUAACCCUGCCUGCGCACCUUGUUUUUACAAAUUUAGUUUACCCGCCCAAUGGAUGGUAUGCAGGCUGUUCAGCGCUGGAAAAAUUCCACCUCGCACGCAUGUCAAAGCAUGUCAUCUCCUAAAAACUGGUACAGUAUUGAUCAGGUGAAAAAUGAAAACUGUGAUGAAAAACAA
Messenger RNA from Ornithodoros turicata, 2454 nucleotides. RefSeq names its product alpha-1,3-mannosyl-glycoprotein 4-beta-N-acetylglucosaminyltransferase B-like (gene Mgat4a). Gene Ontology annotation, biological process: protein N-linked glycosylation. The record is from RefSeq and is a predicted model, not a curated record. Gene Ontology annotation, molecular function: acetylglucosaminyltransferase activity. The transcript is spliced from 12 exons. NCBI's taxonomy places the organism in Eukaryota, Metazoa, Arthropoda, Arachnida, Ixodida, Argasidae. The coding region runs from base 302 to 1852 and encodes 516 amino acids. Gene Ontology annotation, cellular component: endoplasmic reticulum; endoplasmic reticulum-Golgi intermediate compartment; Golgi stack.